UGAAAUAAAUCAUAGCAUAUUAAUAUACGAGGGUCAAGGGAAAUGUUUAAAUAUAGUAACACAUGGUAAAAUUAUCGAACACAUGGUCCCGUAUAUCUCUACACACAUGGUAAACAUUGACCAACAACAGCAGACGGUCGUCCAGUCGCCAGCGGAAAAACUCGGCAGUCUUACUCAUCGGCUUUACAACAAGGGGUUGAUCAGUCCACUCUUAAAUCUGUGGGGAUUAGGCCAUUGUUUGAUUGGUCGUUGGGCAUUUCUUUUCCAUUGUCCAGUUGGUCAGUGGCCUCUCAGUUUCAACUCUGCUGGACACCUUUGUGAAGUUUCCUGUGAACUAUGAAUGGCUUUCGCUGCCUGGUUGGAGAUUUCUAAAUGAUAUUAUAUCUCUGAGUGUGUGUGGGGGUGAUAUGAAGUCGUGGUUGAGGUAAUUGUGAACAGGGUGUAUAAAACGGACUCGAUAUUUGAUAUGUUUGGUAUUUUUAUAUUCCGAUAAUAACAGACUACAUACACAUGUAUUAUUUGAUCAAUGAGAUUCUGAUAGCUAUUGUUGUGAACGGAAAAGAAUAAAAGAAUACAACUUGAUGUGAAUUUUUAUUGAUGGAAAAUAGAGAUUCUGGUUUUUUAUGGGUCUCGAGUGAAGGAUUUGUAAACUUGUUCUGUUUGAGACUGUCGAAGUACAUGGACUUGAUUUUUAAAAAAAAAACAAGAUUUGUUCAGUUGUGUUAUAGGAUUUGUGAGGUCAGUGAAAAUUAAAUGUUAAGACUAAGAGAGGAAAAAGAAGAUCAUUCGUUGUUUAAAAGAUUAUUACAUUGUUGCGAAAGAUUUAUAAAAUAAAUAUUCAGCAGAUCUCUUGCGAAUUCGGCUUAUAGAAUUUAGGAUGUAUACAAGCAGUGUUUAAACAGGAGUAGUCAACAAGUAAUGGACUAACAUUCCAGUGAAUUAUUUCAUUCAUUCCAUCGAGCAUCAUACCAGGUUUCUACAAAACAGACGCCUUGGUAACCCCGCCAAAAAAAAGACAAAAUGGUCGCCACUCAGGAAAAGUGUCGUUUGUGCAAUUUAUUUAAACCAAUUAUAGGAUUUUUAGUGUUGUUAUUCGUUUGUCCAGGAUAUUCGCUUGGCAACGAUAAUUUACUCAAAAUAGUGGAUGUAGCUGUGAAUUCUGGGAAAUUAACAGGCGAUGUUUCGUUAAUGUGGGGAAUACCUGAUGCAACAGCAUAUGUUGGACACUUUUUUAACUAUACCAUACCCAGUGAUGCAUUUAAAGGCCAAUCUCUACAAUAUAAGAUAACAGAGGCUGGUAAAGAUGUUCUUCCUUCAUGGUUAACCUUUGACCCAAAGAAACAAUUAUUACAGGGUGUACCCUUGCCGUCUGAAAUUGGACAACACUACAUCGAGGUGGUUGCUACCGAUAAAAAUAACGCACAAGCUAAAGAUAUUUUCUCCAUUGAGGUACAAGGUGAACGAAUGAGCCAGCCAUCUACAACCUUGACCUUUCAACGAGAAGGCCCGCAAACAGUACGAUGUAAGCGAGAACAGUCGGAAACAGUAGUAACCAUUAUGUUGGAUUCAAAUUUGGAUAAAUUAUCUGCUCACGAAAGAUUAAAUGUAAUGAACCGAUUUUCUGGUUACUUAAAUUUGGCAGAAGAAAUGUUAAAAAUGGUUCCUGUCGCAGGGAAAUCUCUUAAUGAUGCUUCUGCUCUUGUUGCCGGUCCAGGAAACACAAAUGAUCCCAAGGAACCUGGUGCUUUUGUGUCAUGGAGAGUUGGCUGCGGAAAGGUUGAAGCUGAUCACAUGCCCAUUCUUCAACAAAUUGAAACUGAAGCUCAAAGUGGAAAGCUAGCUGAAGCUCUAAAACACCCGAUUGUUGGAUGGCAUGUAACUAACAGUCGUUUCCAGGAACACAAACGACGCAAGAGAGCCAUCAGAGCUACACCUCUUGCAACCGUAGGAGUCCAACCAACCAUCCCUGUACCACCACCAAAAGAAACCAUCAUCAUGACGAAACCUGGUGAUGACAUGACACGACCAGUAUUAAGUAUGGCUUCACCUACUUUCAGCAUCCAACCAACAGAGACCACCCCCAUGAUGAAAACAACUUCUCCAGAUGGUAAACCAACAAAACCAAUUCCUGUCAAACCAACAGAAGGUCUCCAGCCAUCCAUACCAGUUCCAGAACCAACUGACAUGGACAAGACGGUUCCUCUUCCCGAGGAAACUAUCCACAUCCAUCCAACGAAGACUGAUACACAUGGAAAACCCACGGAUCGACCAGCAGUUCCUGGAUGCAUUACUGACCAACCACCAGAGGUCAGCUCACCUCUCGGACGUCUUGAAUUUAAAGCUGGAGAAUUUACCAAGUUUAAAAUCCCUGCCGAUACCUUUUAUGAUUGUGAAGUUGGAAACACACGCGACUUGAAAUUGGACAUGCUGAUCAACCAUACAGUUCAAAUACCCAGUGGUUAUUGGCUUUCAUUUGAAAGGAAGAAGCAGGUGAUUAAAGCCUUCCCAUCACUUAGCGACCAAGGCGUUCAUAAAUUCACCCUUUUGGCUAGAAAAGGAUCAGGAAGUCUUCUUGUGACCCAUUCCUUCAAGAUCAAAGUUACGGGAGGUAAAGCUAAAGAACUCGAAAAAAUUAAUCAUGAAAUGAGCAUUACUUUAGAUAUGGACUAUGAUGAAUUCAUGUCAAAUGUUGACAAUAGGAUCGAAUUUGUUAAUAAGUUAUCCAAAUUGUUUGGUGAUAAGAAUGCUGAUUCCAUACAAUUAACGAAACUAGAACGCGGUUCUGUUGUCAUCAGUUGGACCAACACGUCGAUGAGUGGUUCAGAUUGUCCUGUAGAUGACCUGAAAGCCAUGGCAGAUAAAUUGAUGAACGAAGAUGGCACUAUAAAAGAGGAGGCAGCCCGUGCUCUGAGACCUUACAAACUAACCCAAGCAGGAUUAGCCCCUCAAGGAGCGUGUGAAAGAGUGGAUGCAUUCCCUAGAAGGUCAUCGCCUAUUGGAGAACCAGCUCCAGAUCAAACUGAUGCUCCUAAACCUACUGGUGGUGAUGCUGAAGAUACAACCAAACCAGCUGACGAUACAAGCUCUGAAAAUGUUCUUACAGGAAGUGCCAAAACAGGGGACGAUAUCUGGAUCACCACUGUCGUACCUGCUGUUGUUAUUGUCGCCAUUUUGUUAAUUGCGCUCCUUGUUGCUUGUAUCCUCUACAGAAAGAAACGAAAGGGUAAGAUGUCCCUGGAGGACAAACACACAUUUGUCAAUAAAGGAGUUCCAGUUAUAUUACCUGAUGAAUUGGAAGAAAACGAAAAACAGAGUGAAUCCUGUAAACCCUUAAUAAUGCCAGAAGAGAAACCACCAAUUACCUCCCCUGAAUAUCGUGCCGGGUCUAGUGAAGCAUCAACGCCACCUGCCAAUCAUCGUAAUGUUAUGGCUGACGAUCAAUAUAACAUGGAAGUUCUAUCGCCUCUUUAUCAACCUCCACCCCCAGUCCAAUCCUCCGGUGGCAAUCGACAGCCACGCCCAUACGUGCAGCCAUCUUACAAACCCACUACCUACGUUCCCCCGUAAGAUGUCCUCCACCUCACCGCAGUAAAUAGUGCAUUAAAAUAAAUUGAACUGUUGACCUUUUAUGAAACUAUGCAAAGGUGUUUUUCAUACUGUGGCGAUAUGCGAAACGCUUUUCUUCUUUUUUUGUCAUCGCCGUGUCUGCAAAGAACACAAUCUAUUCAUCAUAAGUUAUUAAUGCAUGUAAAUUGCCUUAUUUGGUAGUCAUGUGAAAGUUUCUUUUCUAACCUUGUGGGUCGCGUGACAGUAUCUACUUUCAGUUUCGACAAGGAAUCCAUAUUUUAAAAUCAUUGUGUUUUGGAUUUUACAUUGUGAUAUAUUUAACGUAUACGGUACAGCAUUGAUGAAAAAUUACGAUAUUAGCUUCUAUUUGAUUGGAUGAACUCAGGUGACUUGCAUAAUACUCAGCCAAUGAGAGUGUUGCAGGAAAUCAUUUAGGAAAAAGAAAAACUUUACAAAUAAUUUAACUUUUAGAGACUAUUUGGUUAAAGGAACGUGAUUGCCAAGGAGAAGUAAAAACAGGUACUGAAGGUGUGGGCAUUGUUCGAGUUUAUCUCAAAUGUGUAAGAUUUUAUAUAGGGGAGAUAACUCCAAUAAGUAUAAAAAAAAAAGAAAAAGAAGAGAGGAUGAAGUAAUAUGAAAAAGGAUUUUGCUUAGGACUAAAACAAAGCAUGUGGCAUUAUUGUGCUUGAGUUCGAAGUAAAGAAAUUGUAAAAGGGGAGAUUACUCCAGAUUUCAAUUUUAAUAUAAAUGUUUCACUUUGUUUAUGUAAAAAUCAUUUAGAGUAGAAUUCCCUAAUUUAAAUACCAUUACAUUUUCUGUAUAUCCCAGUCUAUUUUUAUAAUCUAAACUUGUUAAUAUAUUUUACACGUAACACUUUAUAACACUUGUUCUUUCUGUUCACAAGAUAUUGUUGAGACUAACAUCUUACCUUUCAUAAGCCACCUGAGAUAUUAUUUAUAGAAGGAAUGUUAUGAUUGGUUGACAGAAUGUGUUGUCUGUUUCUAUUGGAUGCUGGAGUUGUUUGAAAUUGAUCGGCCAUUCAAGGAAUUGUCAAAAUAUUUAAAACUCUAAUUUUUAUGAGUUUUGAAAUUUCUUUAAAAGGAGCUAGACCUUUUUGAUUUAGGUUCAAAUAAAAUUAAUGUGCCCAGUCUGAUUAAAAUACAGAUCUAUAUUUCGUUUUGUGUUUUAUACUUUCGAUAGCCUACACUACAUGGAGAUGUGACCAGUUGUAGUGGGAGGUCGAGUCAGACGUCAUACGAGUGGCUUUUGACCCUAUGACGUUAGACAUUUGAUUAAACAAUCAGCAUUGAUGUUUCGAGUGGGUUACCCACAGUUCCGUGCAACUCACGCCAAAAACUUGCCGUUUCAUUGGCUGAUCCCUCACAUCAACCAGAAAGCGGGUUACAUAACUCUUCCAGAUCCCAGUGUAGUGAAGACAAGCAAAACAAAAUUUUGAACUAUAAAAAAACGAAACGAAAUAGGAUCUGUGUUCUAAUCAGAUUGCUAUUGAAUUGGGCUCAAGAUAAGAGUGAUGUGUUGUUAAAUAUUGGGGCAAGCUCCAUUCAAUUAAAUUUAUCUUUCAAACGAUUAGGGUGCUUUUUGGCUUUAUCGACAAAAUCAAUGCCUUUACCUAGAAACGUAAAAAACAAAGCAAUAUCUAAAAUCCAAUGAAAUAAACAAUUUUUUUUGGACCUGAAUCAAGAGGUGGUAGCCAUUUUAAGUAAUUGUAAAAAAAAAAUUUUGUGCGUAUAGUUUACAUAUGGUGCAGAGUAUGAUUAAUUGUAUAUAUUUAACUAUAAUUAUUAUUAUUAUUUUAAUUAUAUCUUUGUCCGUAUAUAUAUAUAUAUCCACCGUCUUAUAUCUCUCAUGGUAGUUGAUCAUAGACUAGAACAUGUAGGUCUUUAUAGGGGUAGAAAGGGAUGAACUAGAUAAUGUAAAGGGAAUAUGCUGAAAAUUUCAGUCAAAUUGCUCCACUCUGAACCGAGAUAUGAAUGAUUGAAAUUUAGGCCUAGCCUCGAUCAUCAUUACUAAAGUCGGUAUUUUUGCAUUUAAUCAUCAAUUUGUGUUGAGCAGCAGAUCGGAUUCAAAUCCAGUGAAAAUCGAACACAUAAAAGGCAUCGAGAGUUGAUUAAUAAUUUAUAUAACAUUUAAGGCUUAAAGAUGGACCUACAAUAAGCAGAUUUAACUCUUGCAUAAUGUAUGUUUAAUUACAAUGUACAUUUAUGUUGACCUUGUUCGUAUCGCAUUAAUUUUAUAGUAUUCCCCCUGUAAAAUGUGUCGAUCUAUUUCCUUUCCCCCCGUCAUUGUCAUUCUCGAUUCUCCAAUCCCCUUAUUAUUUUCAUUGGACUACUAGUCACUAGUCAAAUAAAACAAUCAUAUUCCUCAUGUUUCACCAUUUAAAAAGGCGGCCAUAUUCAUCAUAAACUUCAUAAUCGUCUACUUGGGGUGUUGGAUAUUUUGAAAAGCGCUUUUUGUUAAUAUUGUAGUAGUACGUGUAGGCAAACUGUUAGAAAUCCACUGAUUUUCGCAUCUGUCCCUCGCAUUUAUUUUCAUUUUGGGGGAACAGGCCCGAGUUCACAAAACAUUCUCAGACUAAGUUAAGAAUGUACUCAACUUUCAAUCACUGUUUAUGUGAAAUAUCUUUGAUCCAGAAACACAAAACUUUGCACAUAGUUUCUUAUUGAUGUUUUUGAUACAUUAAAACAGCAAAAGUUUUAUAAAGGGCUAUAUUUUAGUUAAUAUAAGGCGAACAAUUUUGAGUAAAUUCUUAACUUAAGUCUGAGAAUGCUUUGUGAAGUCGGGACCUGAUGUUUUUAAUGCUUAGUAAAUGUAGAGACAAUUAAUCAGGCGUUUUGGAGGUGAAUUUUUUUUUAUUGGAACCAUACAUCAACUAUAUGGAGAGCAAUUUUUGCCUCUAAUAAGGCGUUUAGGAGGUACCAUACAUCAGUUAUAUGGAGAGCAUUUUUUGCCUCUAACGAUGAGCUACUGGAUAAAAAAGUGCUGUUUGAGGUGUUUCAAUACUUAAUUUUAUCUCCAAAACGACGACAUAUUGAUGCUUAAUAAGGAUAAUAAGCUUAUAAAUAGUUUUAAUUAUUUUUGAUGCUUUUAAUUUUAUUAUUAAGAUAAAAAAAAAUCUUAUUUUAAUUCUGUUUGCUAUGUUCAACUUAAAGGACAAUGUUGGUUGGUCCACUGAUUUUUAUACGCCCACAUUGAAAUGUGGUCGUAUAUUGUUACAUAUGUGAUUGGACACAUUGGUUACGGUUCUUUAUUCAGUCGGAAACCAAUUUCCAGAAUAUUUUGGAAUUGGUGUCUCUUUAACCAUUUCUAUUACAUUUGUAAAAAUCAGUGAACCUCAACGUUGUCCUUUAAGUAGUAGUGACCAUCUUGUAAAAAAAUUAAGUCAAUAUCAGAGUACUGGUGGGCAAAAACAGCUUUUACAAGUGUAAAAAACUGUGCUUGAACUCAAACAUGGAAAAAUCAUGAAAUUUAUUGAAUAUAUGACGCGAUUUGUCAUUUUGUAAAAAUUUGCAAUUAUAGAAGUAAUAAUUCAUUUGAUAUUUAUUUAUUUUCCAUCUGUUAUCCCUGAAAAAAAAAAGGGUCAAUUUAGGGGCGAUAACUUUUCUGAUCGUAAUUUUGUAAUCAAUUACAAUGUGAAGAUUUGAUAUAAAAAAAAAAUACAAAAAGUUUGUUAAAAAUCUUGGAAGCCGAUUUAAAAGUAUUUUGUAUCUGACCCCUAAGUAACCCCUUCCUGUAUAUUAAUGACCACACCUUUGUUUACGAGGGGUUUAUGAUAUUGACAUUUUGUAUUGUAUAUAUAUGCAUUGUAAAAUAAACAACUAAAUAGAAUGUUUAACUUUAAUUUAUGUAUAACAAAAAAAAUGCAACUUGUUGAUUGUUGACCUGUUGCCAGAAAAAUCCUAACUAUUAUGUAUUUUAAGUAGACAAGCAACCCCUAUAACGACUCCUAGGUAGUGUUAAACAAAUUUAUUGGUAGACGUUUUGGACUGGGUUGUCCUUCUUCAUUAAGCUUUAAUGAAGAAAGACAACCCAGUGUAUCGCUGAGAUCCCAGUUUAGAUGUCCUCUGGCUACUAGUCUCCAGCCAUUUCAGACCUACUUUACCAGAGUUGUCGUCUUCUACUGCUCAUAUUAUGUAUUUUUAGGUCAGUUUUGAGGGGUCAUUGGGAAUUCUGGAAUUAAUUUACAUAACCACUUGUGGUAUCUAAAUCAGUGAGUGGGAAUGUCUGACCUCCACAACUGGCCUGUAUAUACACUAGGACGUCUUUUAUUUAUAUCCUAACAAUUUUCUUCGAAUCGCAGAGGAUUUAUUAAUAGUGUGUUGGUUAGGUUUAUCAGUCACUUUAUCUCCCUUUUAAAACUUUAGUCCACAUGUAAUUUUUCAGUUUUAGACGCAUUUAUGAUUUUCACUGAAAACGAAAGCAGAUUUUGAAUUUUGCAGCCAUCUGCUUAUGUGUCAAGGAUAUUCAGAAAGUUAAGAAUUUUCUGGAAACUGGCAUGAAAUUUCCUUAGUCAAAAUCUGAAUUUCAUUGUUUUUAGAAAACCAGGUAAAUCUGGAAUUAAGUUCUGUUUUUUUUGGGUCUGGAUUAUCCUAUCUACAUGUAUGUAUUAUAUAUUAUACAGUAGUCCAGAUUUUUUAGUUAUUUGUGCUAUAUUUCUGUUGAAUGCCUUAAUGUGAGCCAAUGAGAAUUGUUGUUAUAUAUGUUUGUGUGUAUAUUAUAUCUGGUAGUUAUCUUGUAAUAAAACAUCUGAUUUAAUCUCUAAA
Molecule: messenger RNA, 8348 nt
Organism: Patella vulgata (common limpet)
Lineage: Eukaryota; Metazoa; Mollusca; Gastropoda; Patellidae
Product: dystroglycan 1
Exons: 3
Coding region: 1021-3567 (848 amino acids)
Biological process (GO): axon guidance; muscle attachment; morphogenesis of an epithelium
Cellular component (GO): dystrophin-associated glycoprotein complex; dystroglycan complex; sarcolemma
Molecular function (GO): laminin binding; calcium ion binding
Source: RefSeq, a predicted model, not a curated record